Molecule: messenger RNA, 6762 nt
Organism: Xiphias gladius (swordfish)
Lineage: Eukaryota; Metazoa; Chordata; Actinopteri; Istiophoriformes; Xiphiidae
Gene: cdk14
Product: cyclin-dependent kinase 14
Exons: 15
Coding region: 403-1815 (470 amino acids)
Biological process (GO): protein phosphorylation
Cellular component (GO): cytoplasm; cytosol; nucleus
Molecular function (GO): cyclin-dependent protein serine/threonine kinase activity; ATP binding; cyclin binding
Source: RefSeq, a predicted model, not a curated record
GGAGCGACUGGGACUCUGAGGAAAGAAAGGAAGAAAGAAAGAAAGAAAGAAAGAAAGAAAGAAAAAGUCAGAGCUAGAUUUAAUUUUUAGGAUCUUAACAAAAACCAGACGCACCAGAAAGGCGCGGCAAAUUACGCACGGUUUCCAGUUUGGAUGCCUCUGCUUCAGCGCGGACUUUUAUUGCCUCUUUGGAAAUGUAGUUGCAUUCUUGAGAAAAUUUCAAGAAGGCAUUUGUUUCCUACUAGUUGAUGAGAGAAGUGAGAGCUGUUGAGGCUCCGUUUCCUGUGUUUGCCAGCGCGCUGCAGCUGGGCUGAAGAAGCCCCGCUGGGCUGUCUCAACAUCGGUCCUUCUUCCCCGCUUCAAACCACAUCCAGUCCGCUGUUAAAGGGUCGGUUGGAAAAAAUGUGCGACCUGAUGCCAGCCUCCCAGCCCGCGGAGAAAAUCGGGAAAAUGAAAAAGUUGAGGAGAACUUUGUCCGAGAGUUUCAGGAGUAUUGCUUUCAAGAAAGAGGACAGUGGCUUUGAUGAGAUAUGUGUCACAAAGAUGUCCACACGCAGCUGCCAGGGAACAGACUCGAUCAUCAAGCCCCUGGACACCAUCCCUGAGGACAAGAAGGUGAGAGUUCAGCGCACGCAGAGCGGCUUCGACCCGUUCGAGAAGCCCGCCAGUCAGGUGAAGAGGGUCCACUCUGAGAACAAUGCCUGCAUCAACGCCAAGAGUUCGUCUGCCGGCAAGGAGUCGCCCAAACUGCGCCGGCAUUCCAGCCCUAGUUCUCCCACAAGCCCCAAGUUUGGAAAGGCAGAUUCCUACGAAAAACUGGAGAAACUGGGAGAGGGCUCAUAUGCUACAGUUUACAAAGGAAAGAGCAAGGUGAAUGGGAAACUGGUGGCUCUGAAGGUGAUUCGUCUACAAGAGGAGGAAGGAACACCCUUCACAGCCAUUAGAGAAGCAUCUCUUCUGAAAGGCCUGAAGCAUGCCAACAUCGUGCUCCUCCAUGACAUCAUCCACACCAAGGAAACCUUGACUCUGGUCUUUGAAUAUGUGCACACAGACCUGUGUCAGUACAUGGACAAACACCCUGGAGGUCUCCAUCCAGACAAUGUGAAGCUGUUCCUGUUCCAGUUACUCAGAGGAUUGUCCUACAUCCACCAGAGGUACAUCCUUCACCGCGACCUGAAACCACAAAACCUGCUCAUCAGCGACACCGGAGAGCUCAAACUCGCGGACUUUGGCCUGGCAAGGGCCAAGUCAGUCCCCAGCCAUACCUACUCCAAUGAGGUGGUGACCCUGUGGUACCGGCCUCCAGAUGUCCUGCUGGGGUCCACAGACUACUCCACCUGCCUGGACAUGUGGGGAGUGGGGUGCAUUUUCAUUGAGAUGAUCCAAGGAGUGGCUGCCUUUCCGGGGAUGAAGGACAUCCAGGACCAGCUGGAAAGGAUAUUCCUGGUCCUGGGCACCCCAUCUGAAGAUACCUGGCCUGGUGUUAACUCCCUGCCUCACUUCAAACCAGACCGCUUUACAGUGUACAGCGCUAAGAAGCUCAGACAAGCAUGGAAUAAGUUGGGCUACGUGGACCAUGCUGAGGAGUUGGCCUCCAGGUUCCUCCAGUGCUUCCCAAAGAACCGGCUGUCAGCCCAGGCAGCGCUGAACCACGAAUACUUCAGCAACCUUCCUCCACGGCUCUGGGAGCUGCAAGACAUGUCUUCUAUCUUCACCGUACCAAAUGUCAAGCUGCAGACAGAGAGCGGGGACAGCAUACAGGUGUGUGCACGAAGGAACAGUCACGGAAAGGCAUCCUCUGGCAGCAAACACUGACCUGAGGCAGCAUCCUGCACAUGACUGCCUGACAAGUGGCUGUUGUAAAAAAAGAUGAAGACAAAGAUGCUGAGAUUGAGGAUGCAGACGAAUGAAAGAGCCCCAGUUCUCUUUAUUUAUUACCUUCACAAUAUGUGUGAGCAUGUGUGUGUGUGUGUGUGUGUGUGUGUGUGUGUGUGUGUGUGUGUGUGUGUGUGUGUGUGUGUGUGUGUGUGUGUGUGUGUGUGUGUGCGGUGUGUGCAUGAGAAAGAAAGUGAACAUUGAGUAGAUAUGAAUGCAUGUGUGCAUUAUGAACGGAACAUAAGAUGUCAGUCUAUCAUUUGCAAAUUUUGUUUACUUUUUAUAAGGUUCCAAUAACUCAUAUAUCAUUGUCACAGUAUAAACAAAAGGACUUUACUAUUGGUACAUAUUGUGUUUUGUGUUUGUAACUAGCCUCCUAUUUAAGAAUGUAUAUUUGUAUGUAUGAUAUACUCAUCUAGAAACUAUAUAAUGGACAGUUUUAAUAUUGCUUCAUCUUCUCUUCAUCCACUACACUGCUCUGCCAGGACACAACUCAACAACACAUAUCGGACACAUGCAUAUGAGCAAAAAUACAUUUAUAAAACAAAAACAAUGCAGUCAGUUUCAAAGAAAAGUGAAUCCUAGAGGAGUUAGUUUUCCAUUUCUUUCUAAUCAGGUUAAACUGUAAUUUGUGGAACUGCAAACAACAGUAACAAUAAUAACUGAGGGCUCUCAGCUGGUGGAACACAGCCUCUGGAAGCCAUAUUGGAGGUCCUUGGUUCUGCGGUACCUGAAAACAGCUGAUGUUGCUGUAAAUGUACAACUCUGCUGACCCAGCAGUUGAGACAUGGUUGAUUUGCAUCUGCUUGAAAGGUUUAACUGUAUGUUUUAAUGACGGGCACAUGUGGCUGCUUUUUUAUUAACAUAAUGUUAGCAUUUCAGCUAGCUAACUAUGGUAUUUGUCAGUUAACUGUCACUAUUUUGGUAUGAAUCGGAUGUAAACACUAAAGUGCACAUCUAGUAGCUAGUAGUAAAUAAUAAAAUGAUUAGUAGUUCUAUAUGAACAUAUUAAUCUUUGUCAGCUAUUUCUCUGUCCUUAUUUGCCAGCCUGGGUGAGAUAAGGUUGCAUAUUUGAGCAUUUUUAAAGGAAAAGUAUUUUUUACAGCCUUAUUUUCGUAGUUUUAACCAUCAUUCUCAUCUGUUCUCAAAAUAUUUCACUCACAAAUAACAUUGCUGUGAUUUAGGGACUAAACAGUUGAAUUGGGGGCUGUGUAGACAGGUGAAAUUAGAAUGUGGAAGCAGCUUACAAUGGACAGUUUGAUCAAUAUGUCCAGGCAAUUAGUCCAGGCUGAAAUGUGCUUCUCUGAGCUGUAUGUAGGGGAACGUGCACAGAGGUCCUCCAGAGAUUUUUGAGUUGCUGUUUCUUUCAUGCUUGUAGCUACAACUUGUUUAAUGUUUACGUUAUUCUCCUCUCCAUUUUUGGAUCAACCAAUCAGCUUGCUUUACCUACAGAUCCAUGCAAUUUGGGACCUGAGCACAUCUGGCUUCUGCAACAUGCAGUUAACUGUAACGCCCUUCUUUGCAUAAGUUCACAGAGAUGUUUACAUGUAUCUUUGCAGAAAUGUAAUUCCAGCUUUAGCCUUGCUGACAUUUUCCUCCAAUGGCUAUCGUAGCAGCUGUGACAAAACCUAUAUUGUGGUCCAAAAGGCAUUUUCCCAGUUGAACACUUUAUUAUAAAAGAGACAUCUGUAAAAAUGUUGAAAGGAGACCUUGAAUUUUGACCAAUGUCAAUAAGUAUUCUUUGUAUAAUGAGUUUUUAAACAACCAAACCAUGAGUAGGUUAUUUUUGUCAGACUUUCCCAGGAGCUAGAAAAGCUUUUUUUCAUGCAAGUGACAUCAUCUUAAUGCAAAAGUCGAAAAACUGAAACUGGCCAUUGGACUCAAGCACAGAGUCAUGUGCAGUGGGCCACGCAACACCUAAAAAACUAAGGGAGAUUUUGAUCAUUUUGGCAAAUGUGCUGGAUGAGCAACCUUCACUGAAAUAAACGUGCCAUAUUAUAGAUAAUUAUAGUGGACAUUUCAAUAUUUACACUGCAAAAUAAACGUUUGUUACUAAAAUGCUAUCUUAAUCCAUUAGAAUGAUGGCCAAAACUGCAAAAGUAAGACCCUGGUUGUAGAAAAAUAUUAGUAAUAAGGAUUCUCCUUUAAAUGUUUCAAAGGACCUCCAUGAUGGAACCAGAUCUGUCUGAUAUGAGUUUUGUGUUGCAACUGGAAAGCCACUCUGACAUAAAUGAUCUCUGCUGGAGAUGUUGACGGUUCAUACAUAACAUGACAGGGACUGCACCAACCAGUGUGCAUAACAAUAUAGACGCAAUACCGUAAUGGACAACAGCUGUAAGUGUGUGUGUCUGAUAGACAUGUGAGUGUGUGUGUGUGUGUGUGUGUGUGUGUGUGUGUGCUACUGAGUGUAUUAAACAUGGGCAAUAGCUAAGCAUUGGUGCUUCCAUCCAUGUAAAUGAGCUAAUGUACAAAAGGCAAAACACCAAGGCAAUAGGCUGUGUGGCCUAUUGUUUGAUUUGGCCCACGACAAUCCUCACUUCAAAAGAUCUGCAAUAUUCUAUCAGAAACAGAUGAUCUAUGUCAAUAACUGCAACUUUUUGUUCAGUUCAUGAGUCUAAUGUUGUAUUGAUCUGGAGCUUUCUUAUCUGUUAAAUUAGGCAAAUGUAGGGAUGAGUGCUUUGCAGUGUGUGGUACUGUGUGUGUCCAGUAUGUGUACUUUAGGUGUUGAAUAACUUUGAUCAAUCCCACCAACAUGUGCUCUCAUCCAGAGAUUUCCCCCAUGUGUGUGCCCCUCAACAUCCUACAUGUUCUAAGUGUUUUGGAACAUUUUAUGACACCAUGACGAAGGUUGGCUGUAUAAUGUAAUAUCAUCUACAAAGAUGUUUAUACUGUUUUUUGGUCUUUCUUUUGAUGUUUUGUGUGAAUAUAUCUGAAUAUUACAGCUCACACAUAUGGUAAUAAUUGUGAAGUACUAUCAAUACAAUGGCUUCCUCUUUAUGAGUCAGUUUGAUAUCAGCUGAAACAAUAAUAUUGGCCUACACUGUUGAUUAGCCGAAGAGAUGAGGCUGCAAAUGUGAAGCCAUGGAGAAUUGGAAACUGUGGCUACUUAUCAUGUCGCUCCACGGCCUCUUAAACACACGUGUGCACACAAACACACACACACUCACUUAUAAUAUAGAUAUCUUGCCUGCUAGGAUAAACUACCUGCACUUAUCAGCUACAGUACAGUAUAGCCCCUCUAUGCCCCUCUCCAGCUGGUGUUAGCUUUGCAGUUUGUCACAUUCACGGAUAGGUUCGGAUUUUUACACGCCCGUCUUAAUAAAACACUCACAUAAUGUAAUCAUCCCUCUUCUCCAUACCAACCAUGAGGUGAUACUUUCAUAGAGCAACUAAACAGUAAGAAAUUGUUAAGAAAAUCUACUGUCCUAGUUCUGUGCCAAAAUACAUUUCAAAGUUCUGCUUUAGAUAAUUUGAAGCUUCUGCAUUCUGGGUUAGCCAAAUCAAAUUGUUAUCUUAACAUGCGUUUAAGUUUAUUGCCAGAUAUUUUUCUUUGGUGGACCAAGCCAGAGUGAAAAUGACAAGCUAUAUUGGAUUGGUCAGGUGGCUGGGAUGGAGUGCCCAUGUUGCUCUGCUGCAGGAGAUGGAAACAGACAGUUGUUUACUGACAUGUUAGCCAUAAAAAACGUGAUAAAUUGAUCAAAGCUCUUUGCUGAGUUGUUCUUUGUGUCUUAUCUGCCCUGUAGUGGUCAGAAAACACUUAAUUGGAUUUUAAAUACACAUAUUACUGAUUGGUUAUUUGGGAACAUCUGGGAAGGACACAGUAAAGGGAGGCUGAAUAAGCCAAUUGCAACAUGCAACCAGUAAGAAGUAUCCCUCCACCCCAACCCAGAAAACCUAACUGUCUGGGCAGACACAGAGUGGGAAUUUCUUACUAAAAGACUGUAAUGUCCCAAAAUUCCCGGAUGAUUAACAAACUCAAAGUGCGUUUCCAUCCAUCUGUUUUUAUUUACUUUUUAAAUUUGCAUAUAAAAGUAGUGGAAAUGUCAGAAAUUUGCACAAAAAAAAGAAAAAGUCCAACUGUCAUUACGUAGAAAAGUCGAUGUAUCAACAAAAACAAAAAGCCACAAAGUGCCAUCGAAACAGACUCUGUGAAUCAAUUACGACGUAAAUGAAGCAUGAGACAUCCACUGAAGAGACAAAAAAUGGUGGCAGAUGAAAACAUUACAUCUGUAUGGAGCGAUGAGGAGACUGUAACCUUCCUCAAAUUAAUACUGUGCAGGAAACAAACAUAAAUGUCAUAUUUCCAUCAUGUUUUCCACAUGCCUUAGCAAAGUUUGGGUUUGCCAUUAGUGACUGGGGAAUUUGUGCCACAAACUUUUCUCAAUCUCAAUGCACCCAAAUCCCAAUAUUUGCAUAACAGUAGUGAAUUGUGCCGAUUUCCAGGAAAUUCGAUGAAAACAUUUAGAUGGAAACUUUUAAUGAACCUUUGAAUGCAUUUUUUCCACAGAACAAGGACUGUGGAUUUUGUCCCCUGUCUUUUACAGUGUAGUCACUUGAUUAGGGAAUUACUUUAUGAUUACAUUUACCUCUAAUUCUUUCAACAUAGAUAUGGCCUUGUAUCUGAACCUAUCUUUUGAAGGAGGAAAAGGAAAGAGAAGGAACUGGAGUCUUAAAGCACAUUUUAUCAUGUGUGCCAGCUUUUUUGAACAUAGAGUGUUGUGGCUAUGGGGCAAAAAUAAAUAAUUAUGACCUAAACUCUCCCCAAUAGUGUUUUGAAGAUGCACUUUAUCGAAAAAAUCAGUUUGGCAUUAAAUUCCAGCCUGUAUGGUCACUUUUAUGCACUUGCUUUGCCUUUAAUGAUAAAAUUAUACACAAACACACACACAC